AUGUCAUUGCCAAAAGCUUCAAUCAACGAUAAUAAUAAUAAGCUAAAAAGUCUCUCAACACUAAGAAGCAGCAGUUUCGGUGCAGUAAAUAUGAUUCACAGCAAUGCUUUGCAUCACAACACGAACAAGAAACAAAUUCCCAGAGGCAGUCGGGACAUGCGAAAGCAAAAGGUUCAAAAGGUUCAAAAGAUCACAGAAAACUUGUUGUGCAUAAUGGUGGACCCAAAAUCGGAUUCAAAUAAAAAAGGAUCACGUAUCAACACGAUAUUUUCAUCCCACAAUUGGGGAUCUUAA
Clunio marinus is the source of this 294-nucleotide messenger RNA. The record is from the annotation of a GenBank genome assembly. Lineage: Eukaryota; Metazoa; Arthropoda; Insecta; Diptera; Chironomidae.